ACAUUUUUGAUUAAAUGGAAGUUAUGUAGAUUUUGAUUUUCAAUGUUUUUCAGGGUGCUGUGGAUGUCCUACUUUCUGUUUGAACUUGCUGCCUGUGGACCUGUGUUGAACUAUGGCUCCAAUUCUGCUAGUCCAAGUUUAGUGCAGCACAGUGGUUCAGUUUACAGCAACCAGGCAGCUCCCCCGGGCUACAACUAUGGUCAAGAGCAAUAUGGUUCAUCCGCUGUGCCUUCCCCUGAGGAUUCUAGCAAAGUGGAUUGGUGGUCUGCCCCUGUCAAUCCUGAAUCAGCCCCUGUUGCAAACCAGCUUCCACAGAAGUUCUUCAGUGAUGUGUCUGGUUUGUAUCCUGUCUACAGUGUCCGCAGUCGCUCCAGAUAUCAGAACGGGAGAUCUGCGUUUGGUCAGUCCCAUUAUAUCCCAGGAAGGCCGAGACCCUGGCCUUUACCCUUUCCUGGAUUCCUUCUCCUACCUGGGCCUUAUCCUGCCCUGCAGCCUCAAGAUUUUGGUCAAUCAGCACCCCACCCUGGUGCGCCCCACCCUGGUGCGCCCCACCCUGGUGCGCCCCACCCUGGUGCGCCCCACCCUGGUGCGCCCCACCCUGGUGCGCCCCACCCUGGUGCGCCCCACCCUGGUGCGCCCCACCCUGGUGCGCCCCACCCUGGUGCACCCCACCCUGGUGCACCCCACCCUGGUGCACCCCAUCCUGUAUACACACCACUCCAAUGGGGUUUCCCAGCUUCUGAUGAGAAAGGCAAACGGUAG
Molecule: messenger RNA, 762 nt
Organism: Periophthalmus magnuspinnatus
Lineage: Eukaryota; Metazoa; Chordata; Actinopteri; Gobiiformes; Gobiidae
Product: SR-related and CTD-associated factor 4-like
Exons: 2
Coding region: 43-762 (239 amino acids)
Source: RefSeq, a predicted model, not a curated record